AUGAGGGGGUACUGCCUCAGCUGGGAUGGGUCUGUGGACUCGAUCCACGUCGGGACCCUGAACGGGUUCAAGAGGAAGAACACCGGGGAGGUAGAGAUCGAGUUCCUUCAGAAUCAGGCAGCGGAGUCUUACUACUGGUUUCAGGGAACUGUGACGGAGUCAGGUUUAACCUUGGACAUGUACAACGAAAGGAAUGAGUUUUGUGUCGGCAACAUUGAGCUCGAACGUACAUUCUCAUCUGCUUAA
This is a messenger RNA of Aspergillus caelatus, 246 nucleotides long. RefSeq lists its product as uncharacterized. The coding region runs from base 1 to 246 and encodes 81 amino acids. The record is from RefSeq and is a predicted model, not a curated record. Lineage: Eukaryota; Fungi; Ascomycota; Eurotiomycetes; Eurotiales; Aspergillaceae. The transcript is spliced from 2 exons.